GCCAUGGUUACAGAAGCGUAUGCUAACGCUUACAAAGUAAAGUUACUACACAGUGAAAGAGCAGUUAGACUGAUUAAAACUAGCUGUGAAUUAUUCGUGUUUAUUGUGUAAUCACGUUUUCUAACUUAAUGCCAAACCAAAAUAUCGACUGAAUUUUACCUUUCAUUAGUAAAUUAUAAAUAGAAUUGAAAGUUUGAUAUAGCCUAUCUUGUUCUUAUACCCCAUUUACUUGGUUAGAGAUUCCAAAGAGUACAAUGAAUUUUGAAGGCUUCAUAAUGUAGUUACAACAUGAGUGAGGACGUUAAAUUGGAAGUCAUUAGGACGACUCAAGAUUCGCUUUCAAGAUACAUUAAAAAACCUCCUCUCACGGAAAAGCUCCUGAGAAAACCACCUUUCAGAUAUCUACAUGAUAUAACAACUUCUGUAAUGAGAGAGACAGGUUAUCUGCAAGGGCUCUACUCUCAGGAUGAGCUUAACCCUGAGAACAUUAAGGAUAGAGAGUCUAAAAUUGCCUUUCUGGAGAAACUGAUUGCAGCAGUCAACCUAUCGAGUGGUAUCAACGUUACAGCAAGACCUAAUAAGAUAGUGGCGGGGCUGGAUGUCGCAAAGACUAAUGAGCUACUACAGGCCAUUGCAAAGGCUUUGGAGAAGAAGGUUGACAGUGCAAAAGCAGUUGAGCAGGUGUUAAGUAAAAAGAGUAAAGGAGCCAUCCAGCAGAAUCCUGCUAAAAAGGAAAGUUCUAAAAAUAAAGCAGCUAAGGAGGUGAAAACAGUUGAAGCCAAGAACCGAGAAGCUCGCAAUAGCGACUCUUUAAAGAGGAAAACUAAAGACAAGGUGAAAAAUGUGGAGAAGCCAGAGCCGAGAAGAGCAAGAACGAAGAAGGAGGAAUCUCCAACUAAAGUUGCCAAAGCACCAAUACUUGUAGAAACUCCUGUUGAUUCAAUUAAAGAUGAUGUUAUCCCUCAACAAGAAGCAGUACCACCUGAGCCCCACGCAAAGGGUGAAGUGGAACUCACUACAAGCAAAGAUAAUCCAGAGGCAGAGACCAAACUUGAUACAGAACCAGCUCUGGUCUUCAUAGAGAAUGAGGAUAGACUAGAUCCCGUGACGCAAGAGAAAGCUGAAGCCCUAGAAUCAGAGACAGAAAAGCCCUUUGAAGAUAUUUCAAAGCAAGAAUCUAAUAAUUCAAAGCAAGAGGAUAAAAAAGAGAAUGUUCUCAAAUCUGAGGAGGAGUUGAAAAGACCCCAAUCUGCAAGAGCCAUCCAUAGGAAGAAGCCUGUCAGAAAGCCAAGCUCUGACACCACCACUAGAAGCCCCAGUAAAGUCAGUGAAAGUAGAGAUGAGUUGGAAUCAGUGACAAAGCCAAAGGAAGCCACAGAAAAGAAACCAGUAAAUCCAAAUCAUACACCAAGUGAACCAACAAUGACUAAGAGACCAAGGACAGCUGCUAGACCAGCCAGUGCACGGCCAGGAGCUCCCCGUGUGCGUGACCGCGGCACUGUACUACUUACCGAGACUGACCCCAAGGUGGUGAAUGAACCUGUCAACUUGAUCGUUGACUCCAAGGAUUUGCCCAAGGACGAUGAUGAAACUCUGGUCACUGUGGAAGCGUCAGUAGCAGAUAUCACUACAGAUCAGGUGGUGGAUGCAUCUGAUCAAGGUCACCUCGUCUCUCAAAUACUGGAAACUCAGAAAGAGCUGGAAGACACCACACCUUUGAAUGCCAUCAAGGAAGCAUCUCAAAGAGUUGACAUUACAUGGGGUAGUGGACGACAAGAAGCUGUAAUUCGAGAGGUAGACAAGUUACGAUCUGCGAUACAAGCCUUGACUAGAGCGGCCAACCCCUUGGGCAAGCUGAUAGACUUCCUACAAGAAGAUGUGGAGUCGAUGCAGGGGGAACUGGAGACUUGGGUGGCUAACAACAAACAACUGGCUACUCAGCUUCAAGGAGAGGAGAGGUUAACGGAAGAGAGUAUAGAGCCUUUAGUGAGACAAUUAGAAGACAUCGAGCAGCUUAUAGAAGAGCAGCUGGAGGAGACAAGUGUGGUGAAGGCAGCAAUAAUCCGGAAUGAUGAGCGACUGACACGGCUGCUCCAUUGCAACACUAGUCACCUCCCGGGCUGAAUCAAGAAUUGGCACAGUCUGGAUAUAAGCUGCGAGUUUGUGCUCGAAUUGACCCUGCCAUUACUGUCAGUGAAAGGCCAAUCUACAUCAUCACAUUUUAUAUCUUGAUUACCAUGUUGAAUCUUGAAACUUCUAUAUUCUAAUGUCCAGUUUUCCUUCAAAUUUAUUUAGGUCUAUAUUCUAAUGUCCAGUUUGCCUACAAAAUUAUUUAGGUAUAAUCUCUUGUUCCAAAUUUGUAAAUUGGAUUUUUAAUUUUAUAAAAAAGUACUAUCUUUAUUCCAAAAUAGAAAGUUGUUUAAGUCAUUACAAAAGAAUUUGUAAUAUACUUACUGUGGAAAAUAUCACUGUAUAAGUGUGUAAAAGCUAGUAUGAUUUAUAUACAAAUAUUAUCACUAUAUAGCUUUUGCAGGUUCUUGGACAAGACCAGGUGAGACCAUCAAAUCAUGUUUGCUGUAACAUUUUGAGAUCUACUGUAGUUUGUUGAUAGGAAUUCUAUUUCACAUUCCAGAGAUUUUUUAAUGUUAUUUGGAUUUACAAGAUCUUAUUGAGUACUUUUUAGGAAUACUUCUAUGUCUUUCACAAGUAGAUGACUAUAUAAACAUCCUACUGUAGUCAUUUGGAAAUUUAUAAUGUUAAUUUAAGGACAAAACUCCUCUCUUAUAUCAAUUUUGUUAAAAUAAUUUUAUAUUGGUCACUGUAAAACCACAAAUUAUUUAUAGCAAGAGUGUAUUUGGCCAUGGUUGUAUUGACAUGAAACCAAUAAAACAAUUUUACUGUACAACUUA
This is a messenger RNA of Homalodisca vitripennis (glassy-winged sharpshooter), 2909 nucleotides long. It is a transcript of the gene IFT54, whose product is annotated as TRAF3-interacting protein 1. Gene Ontology annotation, cellular component: intraciliary transport particle B; centrosome; axoneme. The record is from RefSeq and is a predicted model, not a curated record. NCBI's taxonomy places the organism in Eukaryota, Metazoa, Arthropoda, Insecta, Hemiptera, Cicadellidae. Bases 289 to 2124 code for a protein of 611 amino acids. Gene Ontology annotation, biological process: regulation of microtubule cytoskeleton organization; intraciliary transport; cilium assembly. The transcript has 12 exons. Gene Ontology annotation, molecular function: microtubule binding.